Messenger RNA from Lactuca sativa (garden lettuce), 837 nucleotides. Lineage: Eukaryota; Viridiplantae; Streptophyta; Magnoliopsida; Asterales; Asteraceae. The record is from RefSeq and is a predicted model, not a curated record.
AUGAAUAAUUUUUUGGAUGCUAUUUCUUCGUCUUCAUCAUCUGAUGAAGGCUCCGAUGAUGAUGAGCUGUUUGAGGAUCGCUUUCGUAUUAGUAGAAAUUUAUUUCUACGUAUAGCUAGAGAUUUGGAAGACAAUUAUGAGUUCUUCCAACUGAGAUGGGAUGCUAGGGGUAAACGUAGGUUUACUACGUUUCAAAAAUGCACAGCAACACUUAGACAAUUAGCGUAUGGCAUAGCCGCAGACGCUUCAGAUGAAUAUUUGAAGAUGUCUGCGAGGACCAGUCGAGAAUGCACAUAUUUUUUUUGUGAGUAUGUAAUAGAGCUUUAUGGUGACAUAUACUUGCGAAAUCCGACCAGAAAUGAUGUUGAACAGUUGUAUGCCGCACAUCAGGCUAAACAUGGAUUUCCAGGAAUGCUAGGUAGCAUUGAUUGUACACAUUGGGUGUGGGAAAAUUGUCCCAAUGCAUGGCGAGGGCAAUUCACACGAGGUGAUCAUGGUGUGCCUACUGUUAUACUAGAAGCAGUUGUUUCACAGGACCUCUGGUUUUGGCAUGCAUUUUUUGGUAUGGCAGGGUCAAACAACGACCUGAAUGUGCUUGGAGCAUCUCCAUUAUUUAAUGAUAUUUUGCAGGGUAAAGCACCAAACAUGCCAUACGUUAUUAAUGGACGUGAAUACAAUCAUGGAUAUUACCUUGCUGAUGGGAUAUAUCCAGAGUACGCAACAUUUGUCAAGCCAUACAUAUAUCCAGCUGAUGAAAAAAUGAAAUUGUUCAAAUUAGCACAGGAAUCUGCAAGGAAGGAUGUAGAGCGGGCGUUUGGGGUCCUCAAACAGAAGUGA